Dermatophagoides pteronyssinus (European house dust mite) is the source of this 2664-nucleotide messenger RNA. RefSeq lists its product as uncharacterized. Gene Ontology annotation, cellular component: transcription elongation factor complex. Gene Ontology annotation, molecular function: chromatin binding. Gene Ontology annotation, biological process: positive regulation of DNA-templated transcription. NCBI's taxonomy places the organism in Eukaryota, Metazoa, Arthropoda, Arachnida, Sarcoptiformes, Pyroglyphidae. The record is from RefSeq and is a predicted model, not a curated record.
GUGGUGAUUAUCGUUAUCUUUUUUUUGUUGAUUUUUAUAACCCAAAAAAACAUUGAAAAACAACAACGAGAUGAUUUGAGUUGAGUCAAAAAUUGCCCGUAUUUACCUGAAUUUUAUCUUGGAUUUUCGAAUCGAAAAAAAAAAUCAUCGACCAUGAUGUAAAUACCUUUCAACAACAGCAACAACAACAAAAAUGUGAUAAAAAAAUCAACAAAGAGAUUUUUUGGAAGGGGGGUUAAACUAAUCAAACACAUCAAAAUCAACGAAAAGAUAAUCAUCAUUAUCAACGACAUUUUAAUUAAUCAAACAAAAAUUUUUUUUUCUUGUUCUUCAAUUUGGAAAUGCUGCAAUAACAUCAUCCAUAAUCAAAGGAAAAAAAAAAGAUUUUUCUACUUUGUUUUGCCUUUCAAUUUGUUCAUUCUAAUUAAACGCAAUAUAUAAAAAAAAUUCUACCCUUCUUCUUCAUCGCUCGCUCACCUUUAAAUUUCCAACGAAAAAAUGCCUCAUACUUCGCAAAACGUUGAAAUACAAUUAGAAAUUGGCCAUAUUGCCACACCAAGACUGAAGCCAACCGUUGAUGGUCAUACACAUGAUUGGACGGUAUUUGUUCGAGGUUUUGAUAAUUGUCAUAUCAAUACAUUUGUUGAAAAAGUUAUAUUCCAUUUACAUGAUAGUUUUCCAAAACCAAAAAGAGUGAUCAAAGAACCACCAUAUGAAAUAAAAGAAUCUGGUUAUGCAUCAUUUGAAUUACCGAUUGAUGUUUAUUUUCGUAAUAAAGAAGAACCGAAAAAAAUUUGUUUCGAUUAUGAUCUUUAUAUUGAAUUAGCUAAACCGGUUACAAAUAUUCGUCGUGAACGUUUAACAUUUCAAAAUCCAUCAAAUGAAUUUCGUAAAAAAUUAUUAAAAAGUUGUGCGAUACUUAAACCAGGGGGAAGUGAUCAAACAACAACGACGACGACUACGACGACAGCAAUAUUUGAAUCAAAUCAACAACAACAACAACAAUCACCAAAUAGCAAUUUUCAAUCCGCAUCAUCAUUAUUAUCGACAAAUUCCAAAACGACAAACGAAUUAUUUCUAUCAUCAUCAUCACCAUUGACAGCAACAUCGACAACAUUAUUGAAUAACGAUAAAAAUUCAUCAUCAUCAUCAUUAAUAUCAUCGAAUACGGCGCCAAUCAAUAAUUCACAUCAUGGUUCGACGACGACAUCGUCGAAUAAUAAAUUUAAUAAAACAAUCCUUACAAAUACUAAUUUGUUACAACCUGAUAGUCAAUUUACGGAUUUAUUCGGUACACCAUUAAUACAUCAAACAGCAGCAUCAGGUGUAUCAUCAUUAUCAUCAUCAACUGUAACAUCAAUAACAACAUCAUCAACAUCAUCAUCAUCAUCAACUCGUCGAAAAAUAUCCAAAUUGAAUAAUAAUCAUAAUGAUUCACAUAGGAAAAAUAACAGCAGUGGUGGUGGUGUUGGUGGUGCUUCAACGACUGUGAUAGUAGGAGGAGGUGGUGGUGGUGGCAUUAUCGGUGCAAAUUCAUUAUCGAAAACAAUUAAAUCAACAACAAAUCAUAAGAAUCAUGAUUAUCAUCAUCAAAGGCAAUCAUUGUUGGCAAAAGGAUCGACAAACAACAACAACAACAGCAAUUUGUUGAGUAAUAAUCCAAAUAUGGCGCAAACAGCAUCGAUAAAUUAUCGAAAUAAUCAAUCGAUAAUCAAUAAAUCAUCUUCAAAAUUAUCAUCAAUAAAUAAUCAACGACCAUCAUCAUCAUCAUCGAGUAAAUCAAAUAAAUCCAAUUCAAUUUCGAUAAAAAUUGAAAACGAUAAUGAUGAUGACAACAACAACAACAACAGCAACGAUGAUUAUGGUGGUCACAAGGAUCAGGAUGAUAAAAUUUUGAUGAAAAAAAUGUUAAUGAAAAAUAGAAUUUUGAUGAAAGAAGAAAUAAUGUUGAAAGAAAUGGAGAAGAAAAAAUUGUUGUUGAAAAAAGAACAAACAUCAUCGUUGGAAAAUGAUGAUAAUCGUAAGAAACAAAAACGUAAAAAUUCAAAAGAACGUAAUAUGGAUGAAAAGUUGAAAAAGGAUGAUAAAAAAUUUAAAAAUUCUGCCGCAUUAUCCACCACUGAAUCAUCCGCAUCAUUGACAAAAUCGUUGAUGAAAAAAAAUAAACGUAAAAAAUAUGAUGAAUUUGAUAAUGAUCAUGUGGAUAAUGAUGAUGAAAUUCACAUGUCAACAGCAGCAGUAAAACAACAUGGUAAAAUGAAAAAACAUCAUGAUAUUGAUGAUAAUUCUGCAAUAAAAUCUUCAUCAACAAAAAUGAAAAAAAGACGUCGUCAUGAUGAAUCUUUGAUGAGUAAUUCCCCAUCUGCAUCAAAAUCACCAUCAUUUUCAACGGGAUCAAUGAAAAAAGAUUCAUCAUUAUCAUCAUCUAAAUUGGCCAACAAUCAGACAAUAACAACCAAAAAUGGUUCGACAAAAUCAUCAAAAUAUUUGAUUGAAAUUCAAACAAAAAUCUAUUCAAUACAGGAUCCCUAUGUAUUACAAAGAAUUGUUGAUCUAAUUGAUGAACGUAAUCAUCGUUGUUUAAAUAUUGUUAAUAAUUGUCUACAAUUUGAUCUAAUGCGUUUAGAUAAUGGUACAUUGGCCGAAUUACGUCGUUUAAUAUGA